AUGCGGCUAGCAGUUUUUCAUGUUUUCUUGCGCCUAACACUGGCCUUCGAAGAAAGUUCUAGCUGCGCGAAAGGCUGGGUUGCCGGAGAUGAAAAAUGCUACAGAGUGAUUCCCGGCCAGCCAAAGCCACUCAGGCAAGCAUGGUCGACUUGCUUGAAACUUGGCGGGAAUCUUUUCGCGCCGAAAAACAAAGUCGAAAUUCAAGAAAUAACGAGAAUGAUGCUCUUGGGAGACAACGACUUUGGACUGUCUUUUUACAAGGACCAUAUUUGGAUUGGAUACAGAUUGAAAGACUCCAGUGACAGAAGCUUCCCGCCAAAGUUGGAAACAAUUAUGCACCCGAGAAAGAGUGCUCCGAAUUAUUUCACGACUUUAGCUGCCAAGAGGGUUUAUUUUCCCGAAGUCGAAAUAAAAUUUAAAUCAGGGGCCAUCGCUCGUCGACAAGCAAAAUUCAUCAAAAUGGUUCGUGGAUCAUUCAAACUAGCAGCACCAACAGAACGGGGCUUCUCAGCUCGUGUUCUUUGCGAAGCCCCGAAAUCAAAGCGAAGUUGCGGAGACUCUCGUUUUUGCUAUCAGCCAAAUAGCAUUGUCUGUGACAAAAUCGAGUAUUCGGGAGAAACGGCUGUUUCGGAAAUGGGUUAUGAAUGCGCCGCAUGGAACGAUGAAAGUGUUCAUCCUCACAAAUUCACUUUGAAUCCAAAAAAUGAGUUUCUUCGCGACCAAGCUGACUGCGGAAGACAGCCGCUGAAAACGCUCGCCCAAAGAGUUGUCGGUGGAAGAAAAGCAGAACUCGGCGAAGUGCCAUGGCAAGCGCGGCUGAGAUACAAGCAAAAACAGCGCUUUGGAACAGCAAUUCGCGAUCAUCAAUGUGGAGCGACGAUCAUUUCGAGCUGCUGGAUCGUUACUGCUGCUCAUUGCAUUGUCUUUCCUGACUUCGCCCGGAACAGAAUGAGCGAGUCGCAAGCUGAGAAAGAAUGGCGCGAAGGAAUGAGAGUCGAUGUUGGAACCAGAUUUCAUCACUCAGACACAACUAUUGAUAGUUUUAAUGCAGACCAUGGAAUUCGAUCAGCAAAAUUCAAAGACGCGCUAAGUUUUCAAAGCUUCAGGAUUAAGAAGGUCAAGAAGCAUUCUGAAGAUGAAAAAUGCAUAAUUUUCGACGAUCUGACUCAACCAGCUUGCAUCAACAACAACGAGUACAAAUUUGGCAUCGAAGAUGAUUGCCAAGUAUCCGGCUGGGGCCAAACGAGCGCUGUUUGGCGAACCGACGGGGGAAGACUUCCGAAUCAUUUGAGAGUCGCGAGUGUUGCGGUGCAAGACUUCCAAGACUGCAAGUACAACUAUUCGAGAAUUAAAGUCAGUCUUCGAGAAAACAUGCACAUGUGUGCGGGUUCUCCGGGCGUCGACUCUUGUCAGGGUGACUCUGGUGGACCUCUUAUUUGCGUCAAACAUGGAAAUUGCAUCGGCAGCCACUGUAACAAGGAUGACGAGCGGGGUUAUUUGACCGGAGUUGUCAGCUUUGGAAAAGGUUGCGCCCAGAAAAACUACCCUGGUGUUUACGCUCACGCUGGAAAAUACUUUAAUUGGAUCAAAAAAGAAGUCGAAUUUGCCGGCGAAAAUAACUAUGAUAGUAAAUUUGUGUGUCAUAGUCCUGACUGCGUCUAG
This is a messenger RNA of Oikopleura dioica, 1662 nucleotides long. The record is from the annotation of a GenBank genome assembly. NCBI's taxonomy places the organism in Eukaryota, Metazoa, Chordata, Appendicularia, Copelata, Oikopleuridae.